UUCCGAGAAGAACGAGGUGAAGACAUUCAAACUGCUUCAUUCUUUAAAAAGAGAUAUGGAAAAUCCAACUUUCAGGAGGUGCCCGAAUGGCACCCUCCUCAUGGGGGCCUCCAGCGAGGCCCAAGCCCUUGGCCGUCGCCCGGUCGCCACUGUCAAAGCCAAAAAGCCGGAGGAGGUGGAUGCAGAGGCCUGGGCCCACGUCGCCUCCGAGGGUGGCGACACUGGAAACGCCACCCUCAUCCUGAGCCGGUGGAAGGUCCAGUUCGGCAGUUACCAGGGCAAGACCUUCCACUGGCUGCUGGAGAAUGACGUGGGCUACGCCGUCAACCUGGUUGCCUCCCACCAGAAGGAGCGAGAGAGCACAGGGUCUGAGUCCCCGCUGAUGGCCAACAAGGACGCACUCACCCGCUACUCCUCAGCGUACCCUGACUUUGUGGAGGCAGUCAGGUUCCACAGUGCGUUUGAGGAGGCGCGGGUGAAGUCCCUCCAGCCUGGUCAGGAGGGACAGGCGCUUGUUGGCUUCGGGGACUUCAAAUUCGAGACCCUGCAGAGCCUGUACGAGUCUGAGGACCCCAUAAAAAUCCGAUUUGUCAACUACCUGCGGAGGAAGGCGCCAGCUCCGGGCACGCAGAUGGAGAACGUUGUCCGCUACGUUAAGAAGAGGGACAGACAGAGAGCGAGUGCUGCUACUGCAUCCACCGCCAUGGCCACAACUGCCACGGCCACAACAGCCACGGCCACGGCCAUAACUGCCACCGCCAGCAGCAGCUCAGCCUCUGUCUUGGCCGUGAGCCAGGGAGCCAGGAGUGCGUCAAAGCCUCUUGGUUCUGCGCUCACGGCCUUCGUCUGCGGGCGGCGUUCUCUGUCUGCGGUGGAAAUGCAGGCAAAAAUAAAGAAGCUGGUGGCCACUCAGCCUGCAUUUCCAGCCUCCUCCAGACCAGCUCUUCCCUCAGUGUCAUCGGAGGAGAUCUCGGACCAAGAGCUGGUCAGGGCAGUAGUUGACAUAGAGGAGUCCUCAGAAGUACAGGCCCCUCUCUCUCUCUCGCCGCCGCAUCGAUCUCCACCUCCACCUCCACUUCCUGUCCCGGCAACUGCAGCCAGGCCGCUGCCACCGCCUGCCCCGGCCGCCCAGACCGCCCCUGCCCCGGCCGCCCGGACCGCCGCUGCCACCGCUGCAACCCUGCAGGCCCCCGUGGAGCACAGUAUGGAGGAGUUGCCCGCACCAGCCGUCCUCCCUCCCCCACAACCUGCUGGCUGUGCUGAGCUGCUUCCAGUGUCCUGGCGGGCAGCUCUCACAGUAGAGCAGCAGCAGUGGAUCGGUCAGGUGCUGUUCACCAGGGACAGCUCGGGGAGGCCCCGGCUCACCGGUGAGCUGAGCCUCUGGUGGCACCCUCCCCAAGCCCGGCCGAUCUACAAUCAGCCUCCCGCGUCCCCCAACCCCUUCUUCGCAUGUCGGCUGUUCCUGUGGAUGCCGCACCGCAUGUGGUGUCUGCAGCUGACAUGCCCCCAGCCUUCGUGCACCGGGUCCAUGACGAAGGCUGGGCUGUACCGGACCAUCCGGAGGGUCCUGGACAUCGACGGCUGGUAUCUCAUGGCCACUGAGUACCUGGAGUGCUGUCGAUGCAAGAAGAAGGUUGGCGGGUGGUCACAGGGCAUCAUACGGCAGCUGUCCCCCACCUACAGCUGCCAGUUUCCAGCCAUACUUACAUACAAGUUGUCCUGUGACCUCAGGGUGGUUCAGCAGCUGAGGUCUCGCACUCUGGGCAACAGUGCUACCCGGCUGUACAACACCCUGCGGGAGGCGCACUCGGACUCCUGGAUGCGGAAAGCGAUAGAGUACCUCGGCGUGUGCGAGCAGUUCCUGGCCUUGAGGGGGCACGUUACACCGCCGCCCCAGAUGCCCCCUGUGCCGUCACCCGUCUGGCUGCUGACGGUGUACGGUUACGACGUCCUGACGCGGCUGGAGGAGUACAAGGCCAGGAUCACGUCCACCUUCGGAUCCAUCUUAAAGAUGGAUUCCACCAAGAAGGUGACGAAGAAGCUCGCCGGCGCCGCCUCAGACACGGCCGCCUGCGUUACCAACGUGGGUAAUGAGUACGGGCAGGUCCUCAUGAGCGUCCUCACCUGCUCCGAGGGCACAGAGGGCCUGUCCAGGAUGGCGGCCGGACUGAUGAGGCGGUACCGACUCGCCGGGGUACCUCCCCCUCAGCUGAUGUACGUGAACCACGACUGCUGCAGGAGAGACGGCCCGUCCAAGACGGCUGCCUUGUUUCAUGAGUGGGGACAGCUCGUUGUUCGGCUCGACAUCUGGCACCUGAUGUGGCGCUUCGCAUCGGGUGUCACCACCGAGAGCCACGAGCUGUACCCCACCUUCAUGAGGCAGCUGUCUGACUGCAUCUUUGAGGUGGACCCCGGAGAUGCGGGCCGUCUCAUGGAGGCCAAGCGGUCCCAGCUUGAGGGGAGGCACGGGACGGUCGCCCUGACCGACGCCGAGGUGAUCCGGAGGAUCUCCAGGGAGGAGUGGAGGCUCCACUGUCGUCGGAGGACACGUGGGGCGGAGGAGACGACGCUCCUCAUCCAGGAACUCCUCAACACCUUCGGUGGACCGGCAGGACGCGACACCCUGGGCGUCCCGUUGCUAGACGCUUUCCGCAUCCAGGACAUAUGGAGCACGCAGAGGCGCCACAUCAGCUGCAUCCAGGACCCAGCGGGAGUGCAGCUGUACACACAGACCGGCAGGCUGACAAAGGGCGGGUUCAUCCUGCCGGUUUAUCGCUGCGCGAGGGGCUCCACAUCUCUGGGGUCCUUCCACCUCCACCUCAACCGGUUCAUCCCAGGGAAACGAGCAAGUGCCAAGUACUUUCAAGCGUUCCUGGUCGAUGGACUGGUGAGGUGGAACGAGGACCGCGCAGCCGCAGCUGCACCUCCGUCUGCAGCUGAGGGACAGGUGGCGUCUCUGCACUCCUACAGUGGCCACCUCAAGCACGUCCUUAACCUGAAGAGCCAAAGGGUGCUUGGCCUUCAGAUGGUUAAGGACUUCACCAAGCCUGCUGAGUACACAGGAGAACUCAUCGGGGUGGAGUUCCUGUUUGCCCAGACAGGCAGAGUGCUUGAGGACGUCAGCGUGGACCCUGACGUUCCGGACGAGGCCGCCGCCGUCGAGUUGCUGGAAGAGGUGGAUGAGGGUAUGGAGGAGGAUGUUGAGGACCCCACCGUCUUCGGGCCGGAUACCCCAUCCACCAGCGCGGCGGCCCGGUCAGGUGAUCCAGCUGACGCACCCAGGUCUGAGCCAGCGGCCUCACACCAAGAUGCCCCUCCUGAGGCCCCUGAGGUUCAGGCCCCUGCUCUCCAGCCGCCUUCUUCAGACUCUGAUGGGAGCGGCAUGGUCCCUGCUCCAGCUUCUGCACACGGGACCGCCCCCCCAGCGACGGGGCUGUCCUUGGUUCAAGUGGGACAAGGACAGCCCCUCACCUGUCACAUCCCAGAGGAUCAGCCUGGGCCCCCUGGCAGGGGUCUGCCUCCUCCUCCUCCUCCUCCUCCUCCUGUUGAUGAGGAACAACCACGGCCCUCGUCCGCUGCUGGCGCCCCUCCCCUCGCCCCGCUCCAGUCAUCUGCUCCACAGCCGCCUCCUCUUCCUGGACGUGUACCAAGGACCACCGCCUACAGGAAGAGGAAGGCGGCCGAAGCCUCAGCUACGGGACCAGAGCCGCUCCCCGGAGCAAAAGCCCCCCGCCGGCAGCCCACAUCGUACACCUGCAGCAAGUGUGGCCAGCCCAAAAGGAUCGACACUGGCCACACUCGCAUAGCAGGUGUGUCAUACUGUGCGGCUGUCGGCGGAAAGACUGUAGAAGAGUGGAGGGAGGAGAUGAAGAAAAAACAGAGGAGGACCUGAGGGACUUUUUUUUUUUUUCUUUCGUUUGUUCCCUCUUUUUAUGUUUUUAAAAUCUGUAAAUAAAUAAAUUAAAUAGUUCACUCUGCA
Messenger RNA from Seriola aureovittata, 3979 nucleotides. RefSeq lists its product as uncharacterized. Lineage: Eukaryota; Metazoa; Chordata; Actinopteri; Carangiformes; Carangidae. The coding region runs from base 56 to 3892 and encodes 1278 amino acids. The record is from RefSeq and is a predicted model, not a curated record. The transcript is spliced from 15 exons.